Messenger RNA from Ilex paraguariensis (yerba mate), 156 nucleotides. Lineage: Eukaryota; Viridiplantae; Streptophyta; Magnoliopsida; Aquifoliales; Aquifoliaceae. The record is from the annotation of a GenBank genome assembly.
AGGAACUUCGACGAUCCAACCAUUUCCUUUCUCUUCAAUAUCUUUAUUAAUGAGCCUUUUUCAUUAUUGAUCCUACCUCCAAUAAUAAUAGCUGGACUACUAGAAAUAGGUGUUGUUGGAACAACCUUUUACAUGGGUCCUGAAGAUCGUGACGUG